AAUGAUCAUGAAUAAUGUUUAAGUAUUAAACGUCAACAUUAAUUCUGUAUCAGACUGAAUGAAGCGGUGCUUAUAUUUUUAAAGAGAUAUAAUAUAGUACUAAGAAACCAUUUCUUGAGCACAAAAGUUCAAAUCAUAUGAUUUGCAUCUAGGUCGCAUUUUGUUGCCGCUCUACGUUGCCAUUGGCACAUAUGUGCAGGCCAUAGCAGCUUUGAAGUAGCAACAGCACAUAGUCCAACAAUUGACUAGAUGCUGCCACGUAGCAAGAAGAAUUCUUGGAAUAUGCCAUUAGCGUAUUCGCAGUCCCUUCUGUUUCAUUCUGCCAGGCCAGCAAAAUGACACAUUGCACACGUAUGCUUUUUCUCUUCUAUUUUUAUUGUGAUGUUUUGGGGGGUAUGUAUGUAUGCUGUGAAGUUGGUGGGGAACUACACAAGAGCCAAUCACCUCUAGCUCAAUCCAUGUUGCAUUAGGCUCCAAGAUCAGGACAAUUUAGCAUGCAUCAGCCAUGAAGGUGGGGUCCACACAUUCUCUUUUCUCCACUGCUAAUCUCUUGCCCCUCCGCCAUGUGGUUUCUCUAUAAGACACGGUGUGAGGCUACACAUCAAGGCAAUUCUUAUCGUAGAUAGCAACUAAAAUGGAGACCAUGUCAUAUCCUUGUUCCCCUCUUCUCUCCCUCCCCACACAUGAAGAGAGCAGCUUUUUCAUGUGGUCUCCUCAAGUAGCUCUCCACGAGAAUGCCACCAUCCAUGUUGAUCAUCCCACUGAUCAGCAACCUGAUAAUGUGUUCUUGGACACUGCAGCUCAAGAUUAUGCUAAUGAUUGGCAUCAACAAGAUGCUUCUGAUCUUGGUGUGUUCACCUAUUGUGAUGAGAGGAUUCUGGGCCAAGAGAGUGGCAACUUGGUCGCGAUCCAGGAAGAGCUCAUGGAGGAGAACAGUUUAACUGAUCUCCUCCUCACUGGUGCAGAGGCGGUCGAGGCGGGGGAUCCAAGAUUUGCCUUGGCAGUGUUCUCAAGGCUUGAUGGCCUCCUCCUUGGCAGCCCUGAAAAUGCAGCAGCCGGCUCUUUUGAUCGCCUGGCCUACCACUUUGCCCAAGGUCUGCGGUCCCGGAUCUCCAGUGCAAGCACCAGUUGCUCUCCGCCGGAGCCACCGGCGUCUGACAGAAUGUCGGCGCAGCAGAUUAUACAAGAGCUGUCACCGUUUGCCAAGUUUGCGCACUUCACUGCCAACCAGGCCAUUCUAGAUGCCACCAAGGGCGAUACACAUGUGCACGUUGUCGACCUGAACAUUGGCGAGGGCAUCCAGUGGCCAUCGUUCAUGUCAGAUCUUGCCCGUCAUGGCGGCAUGUCAUUCCACCUCACGGCGAUCACAGCAGACGCCGACUACACCGACGGCGUUCACCAUGCAUCUGCGCGGCGGCUCUCGGAGUUCGCUGACUCCUUGAACCUCCCGUUCCAGUACAGCUGUCUCUGUUUACAUAGUGAUGAAGACCUGCAUGAAUUCUCCAAGAACUGUAAAGGUUCGGUGAUCUUCUCAUGCGACACAACAAGCAUGCCUUACAAGUUGCUGAGCAAGUUACCGGCACUCCUACCUGCCUGUGUUAAACUGUUACAGCCAAAGUUAAUGGUCGUCGUAGAAGAGGAGCUGGUUAGAAUCGGAAAGGAGGUGCCUCUAUGUAAGGCCUCCUUUGUCGACUUCUUCUUCGAGGCAUUGCACCACUUUACCACGGUGUUCGAGUCACUGGCCAGCUGCUUCGUUGGUGGUAACCAGGGGGCGUGCCUGAGACUUGUGGAGAGGGAGAUGGUGGGGCCAAGGAUACAAGACUUUGUGGGGCAGUAUGGGUCUAUGACAGUUGAGGUCACUGCUCCUCGGGUUUUGGAAAGGGAGGGCUCGUCUCAGCUCAGUGCGGAGGUUCUGAUUUCAGCAGUCGCAGAUGAUCUUGGCAGCUGUUUCAUCUCAUUCCUGGCUCACAUAAAUGGCACUCAAACUUGUGAGGAUAAUGAUCGUAGAAGGCUGGAACUCGUGUUGCUAAGGAUCCACACUGUUGUUGUGGAAGCAGAGGGGCGGCACAUCACAAAUCGAAGAGUGUUCUUGCAGCUUAAGGCACUUAUUCAGGAUCUUGGCAUGGAGGUUCUGAUUUCAGCUGUGACAGGUGAUCUUGUCAGCCGGUUCAUCUCUUUCCUGGCGCAAAAUUAUGGCACUCAAGCAUGUGAGGAGGACCGUAGAAGGCUGGAACACAUCUUGCUAAGGAUGAACAUGGUUGUUGAGGAAGCAGAGGGGCGGCACAUCACAAAUCGAGGGAUGUUCCUGCAGCUGAAGACACUCAUGGAGGGCGUGUAUCUCGGGUACUACAUGCUUGACAGGCUCAAGUUCCAACCCCUUGGAGAAGAGAGCAUUGCAGAUGAUGAGGUGAGUCACUGGAGCCAAUCUCUUGCCGUUUCUACUUUUAACACCGCCAAGCGCCUUCGUUUUGCUGUUGCUGCUUCUAUGAUGAAGAACACACCGAUAGCAUUUGGUACCAGGAGCACAACAAAGUUGAAAAGUGUUCUUGAAAGCUUAGAGGCUACGACUGCAGAUAUGAGAGAGUUUGUCGUGCUCCUCGGCAGCUGCCCUCGUCUUCCUCGCCAGCCAUACUGUAUGUACCUAUACAUGGAUAAGUGCAUGUUUGGUCGCCAUGUCGAGAAAGAGCAACUUAUCAACUUCUUGCUAUGUGAUGACAGUCGUCACGAUUGCACACAUAUUAGCAUCCUGCCGAUCAUCGGCCCACACAGAAUCGGGAAGAAAACACUGGUGCAACAUGCUUGCAAGGAUGAGAGGGUGUGCAAUCGUUUCUCCCACAUGUUUUUCUUCAAAGGAGAUGAUCUAGCGAACGGAGUAUUUGCAUUGAACAACCAGGCAGCCUCAGGGAAGUACUUGUUUGUCGUGGAUUUCAUCUUCGAUGUGGAUGAGGCAGCAUGGACAAACUUCCAAUCAUAUUUGCAGAAGUUGCCAGGUGCUGGGAUCAAAAUUGUAGUAACAGGCAGAGCAGAGCAAGUUGCAAACUUGGGGACUGCUCAACCCAUCAGGCUGAAGAGUCUGUCUCAAGAAGAGUACUGGUACUACUUCAAGGCACUUGCCUUCGGAAGCAUGGAUCCUGAUGAUCAUCCGAAACUGGCAUCUCUGGGCAUGCAACUAGCGGCGCUCCUACAGGGAUCAUUUCUUGGUGCAAACAUACUCGGCGAGCUACUAAGAGCUAAUCCAAGCACAGAAUUCUGGCGUGGAGUAUUAUCGAGCAUAAGAGGACUAGUUCGCGAGCACUUAUCGUCCUUCGGCACGCACCCAGAGGACCUCCUUGGUAGAAAUUUCCCUGUGAAUUUCGGCAGUGCGGCCUUGGUGGGUGGUCAGGCUCAGCGAUACCUGGUGUAUGAUCUUCGGGAGGCUGGCCCUGGUCAAAGUGAGCUGCCAAAACUGACAUCGCAAGAACUACUGACAGGCCGUGAUAUACCUGUUGAAGACAAGUUUGAGGUGCUAGUAUGGAGAUCUCGGAUCCCGCCUUACGGCGACUACGUUGUUACUUACGAAAAACAGAAGAAUCAUGUGGCAGUGAGAAAACGUCAGCGCAAAAGUUAAUCUGGCAAACAGAAGAGUGCACAAAGGACUUAGAUCCCCUUCCUUGUAGUUUAGUAAAUUAUUGUUCCCCUUUUUUGAGAACCUAUUAUUCCUUUUUCUAUACUGAUAUACUAUGUGUGUAUAUGCACUUUUUAGAUGGGGUAUGUGAAGUGCAGUGAGUUACUGUUGCUAGCCUGAGUUGUGUGUACGUACGUAAUUGAAGCCUCGUGUAAGGAAACUGCUUAAAACUUGUGACUACUGUGUCUCUGUGUGUGAGCAUUUCAAUGUAACUCCCCAGUAUGUGUUGGUGGCUA
Triticum urartu is the source of this 3900-nucleotide messenger RNA. The record is from RefSeq and is a predicted model, not a curated record. NCBI's taxonomy places the organism in Eukaryota, Viridiplantae, Streptophyta, Magnoliopsida, Poales, Poaceae.